Sturnus vulgaris (Common starling) is the source of this 1023-nucleotide messenger RNA. Lineage: Eukaryota; Metazoa; Chordata; Aves; Passeriformes; Sturnidae. The record is from RefSeq and is a predicted model, not a curated record.
AUGGUUGAUGGGGAUCCCAUCACACUCCUGCAGGCCUGGACACAUGAAGGUCCCCCCCAUCCUCAUCCUCCUCCUCCUCAGCCACGCAGAGGACUGGGGAGCCCUGAUGACAUCGGGGACCCCUGUGUGGUCCUGUGUGGCACUGGGUGUGUGUCCCAGGUGUGUGACAAGUGUGUGUCCCCAGGUGGGGUCCUGUACCCCUUCGGACCAGGGGUGGGGGAUGAGGCCACCCACCACGAGGACGACGGGACAAGCCCUGAGAUCUUCCUGCAGGAAAACUUCUCCUUCUUUGGGCAUGCCCACCGCUCGCUCUAUGUGAACAACAACGGUGUGGUGUCCUUUGGGACAAUGGUCCCGGAGUUCACUCCCCAGCCCUUCCCACUGCCAGGCCACCGCCCCUUUGUGGCACCGUACUGGGCUGAUGUGGACACUCGCCUGGGAGGGGACGUCUUCUACCGCCAGAGCCGGGACCCCCAACUGCUGGCACGCCUGGCCCAGGACCUGGCACCUGCUGUGCCACCUGGAGACCCGUCCCCACAGCCUACCUGGGCAUUCGUGGCCACCUGGGACCGUGUGGCCUAUUUCGGGGCUGCCUCAGACAAGGUGAACACCUUCCAGGCUGUGCUAGCCUCCGACGGUGUUACUUGCUUUGUCCUGCUCAACUACGGGGACUUGCAGUGGACGACUGGCAUUGCUAACCAGGGAGAUCCCCACACUGGCCUGGGGGGCAUCCCUGCACAGGCUGGCUUCAACAGUGGGGAUGAUGUCCACUACUACAAUGUGCCAGGGUCACGCACACGCGCAGUGCAGAGCCUCAGCCACCGCAGCAACAUAGGGGUCCCGGGGCGCUGGGCUUUCCGUGUUGACCACUUCGAGGCCACUGAGGGACCCCCCGAGACCCCUGGCACCCUGCCAAAGACCUCUGAGGACCCCUGGAGUCCCUUGGCAUCCCACAAGACCCCCCCAGUAUCCCCCAACCCCCCCAGGACCACAGAGGACCAGGUGUAUGUCUGCAGGUCCUGA